UACUAUUACUAUUAUAAAGAUUUUUGCUUAUCAGCUAAUAAAUCCCACUAAAACUUGAAACCUAGCGUUUUUGUUGUUUGUUCCUCUUUCAAAUCUUUCGCGAAAACGUUUUCUUUUGUGUUUGUUCUAUUAUCUCGAACAUUCCAACUACGCUACCACCGCCCAGUGGGUUAUGUUUCUGGACUUGAAUGAGCAUGCUUAUUAGAGCAUAGGGUAUGAUUCGAAAAGCACCUCCAGUUGAUCCAUAAGUUGCUCUCGCAUGCAGCACAUUUGUAGCAGAAUGCAGAAUAAUUCUGUAAGAAAUUAUCUCAUAGGCCAGCCAGGCUUGUUUUCUGUUGAGAACAAGACUUCAAAUACAGAGAUGCAUUUGAAGAGAGAUAGAUAUGGAUCACAUGUAUAUGGCUUGCCGACUAUUGCAUAUAAUGAAGCUCAAGGGAAUAAUGGGAUACAAUCCUACAUUCCAGAUGAACCAACCGACGCCAAAGUCGAUCAGCAGAACCAAACCAACGGAGAAAUGGAUGAGGCUCGUGAGGAAGACAUGGAAAUUGGUUAUGAAGAAAGCCCGCCAACACCAACUUACGAGGGUCUUGAGCGGAGGUUUGUUGACGAAAUCAUAAAAUUAGUUAGGGAGCGAAGUGAUAAAGAGGAUGCAGAAUUGGCUAGGCAUAAUGAGACAAUGAUUGAGAUAAACACAGAGUUCCAGGAGAAGUUAUCUUCCCUCAGAGCCCUUCAAGAAACUCGGAGAGAAGAGUUUCUUCAUAAGGAAUCAGAGGCAAGAUUGAAUAAGUAUCAGCAUGGUAAAAGGAACCACUACCCCUCUAUGAAAGAUUCUCAGGGCUAUUUAUGUCCUUCAACAACAUUCACUGCUGGAGAAGCAACUAGUAGUGGUAGGUUUCAUGUUGGAGAGUCAACAAAAUGUUUAACAUCAACUUCAAAUGGGGUAAAAAGAAGUCAAAGAAAUGAGACAAGGGUUCCAUUACCCCCUGGUCGUGUUUAUAAUAACAGUUCUGUACAUAACUAGAUUAAAAAUCAUAUAAUGAUUGAUUGGAUGCCACUGCUAACUUAAUGCCUAAUCCCUGCCCCAACUUCAUUCACAUGGUUUGAGUAACAAAAGAUGGUGCCGCUUUUUUUUUAAUAAGCAAAAGUUUGUCCGCAAAUACAUAUCUGGACAGUAUGAAAAUUAUGUUUUUUCA
Messenger RNA from Cicer arietinum (chickpea), 1193 nucleotides. RefSeq lists its product as uncharacterized. The record is from RefSeq and is a predicted model, not a curated record. NCBI's taxonomy places the organism in Eukaryota, Viridiplantae, Streptophyta, Magnoliopsida, Fabales, Fabaceae.